CUCCACGCCUUCCCUUCCAUUCGAGCGCAUCUUCUCACCUCCUACUUACUUCUCGGACGACAACCCACUCGUACGCUAAACAUUGCGUCUGACAUACGACAAUCCCUGCGUAGUCGACCUAAUCGCUUACGCCCACGCCCCCAUUCACGACGACAAACAAUACCGACGGCUCUUGCACCUUGGACUGCGACUCUCCCAACUUUCCCGCCCUCGUCGCAAAUUGUCAACGAGACUCGACAGUGGCCGAUAGCGUCACGCGACUCCCUCCCCCCUCCUCAGGUCACCUCGGUCGCCGAUCUUGAACAACCCUUUUCCAGCAGCGAUACUGCGGGCCAGACUGAGGUGGAGCUUCUGCCGUCAAAAUGCCUCCUUCGUCGACCUCCCAGAAGGCCAUGACGACGCAGUUCGUCCAGCUGACUGGCGCCAGCGAUCGAACUGCGCAACGGUAUCUCAAGAAUGCCAGCUACAAGCUGAACGAAGCUGUCGAUGCGUACUUCUCUGGCGGCAGCGGUACUUCCACACCCACCACUUCAGCUCUCGACACCUCAUUGAACCAGAUGUUCGACAAGCUCAGAGAUGACUCAAAGGAUGCGAAAGACAGCCUCGGUCUCGAUUCGACUAUGGCGUACUUUCAGGACUUGGGCAUCAACCUCGAGAAUGCCGAACUCCUCGUCGUCAUGGAGCUUCUUCAGGCACCUGCUGUGGGCGAGCUGACGAGAAAAGGCUACGUCGACGGCUGGAAGGCAACCGGCGCCGCGACGCGUCAAGCGCACGUCGCCCAUAUCAAGUCUUUGGUAAACAGUCUCGCGACCGACCUGGCGUACUUCAGAAAGGUUUAUCGACACACCUUUGUCGCCAGCAAGGAGGACAAUCAGAAGGCUCUUAACCUCGAGCUUGCCAUUGUCUACUGGAACGUCCUGUUCUCGGCUCCUGGUUUGCUGUGGCAGACCAAGAACCAUGACUGGUUGGAGUUGUGGUUACAGUUCCUCCAAGAGAAAUGGACGCGAUCUGUCAACCGCGACAUGUGGAACCAGAUCCUCGAAUUCGCCAUCAAGUCGAUGGCGGACGAGACGUUGUCGUUCUGGAGCGAAGACGGCGCGUGGCCAAGCGUGGUCGAUGACUUUGUGGCUUGGUGUAAGGAAAAAGGAGUCGGCAAGGCCGAGACGAUGGAUUUGGAUGCCUAGAGGUCAUGGCGAAGAAGCCUUCCCUUAAGGCCACGAAACCGACGACCAAAAGGCUGUGAUAAUGACUGGAAUGAUUCCGACGACAAGAGGACGGAACAAGAUUCAGCGCACAUUCAUACUUGGCACAUAGAAGCGGGCUGUCCGUUGACAGCAUGGGCCGCUCGAACCAUGGGAGCAGGCGUCAGCGGAACGGUGCUGGGCAUCAUAACCAGCGCAUGGGAAUUUUCAGCAUUAGCCUAGCGCAUGCAGUUAUGAACAGACUUCAGAUUGACAC
This is a messenger RNA of Colletotrichum destructivum, 1458 nucleotides long. Its product is annotated as Putative defective-in-cullin neddylation protein. The record is from RefSeq and is a predicted model, not a curated record. Gene Ontology annotation, biological process: protein neddylation. NCBI's taxonomy places the organism in Eukaryota, Fungi, Ascomycota, Sordariomycetes, Glomerellales, Glomerellaceae. Gene Ontology annotation, cellular component: ubiquitin ligase complex. The transcript has 5 exons. Gene Ontology annotation, molecular function: ubiquitin conjugating enzyme binding; ubiquitin-like protein binding; cullin family protein binding. The coding region runs from base 363 to 1184 and encodes 273 amino acids.